CCCUGACCAUGGCGGCUCGCGGCGUCGGGCUAUUGACCCGCUUGCCGCUCUGUGCCCGGAGAAGAAGUCGCAUCCAGCGUCCUAUCCUCAGGCGUUUCAGUUGCCCAGGGACUGUGGCCGAAGACUUCAGGAGGGAAGAGCAGCCGUCGGGGAGCGUGGAGACAGGCUCUGAGGAUAAGACUCCCAAAAAGACGUUCUCUGAGGUACAAAAAGAAAGACGAGAACAGGCACAGCGGACUGUUUUAAUACAUUGCCCAAAUAAAAUCAAUGAAAAAAAGUUUCUUAAAUAUUUAUCCCAACAUGGACCUAUUAAUAAUCAUUUCUUCUAUGACAGCUUUGGGCUCUAUGCUGUUGUAGAAUUUGGCCAAAAGGAGAGUAUAGACUCACUGCAGAAUGGGACUCAUACUCCAAGCAUGGGUAUGGAGGCUGCAAUUCCAUUCAGAUCCCGUUUCUUCAAUUUGAAGUUGAAGAGUCCGUCACACCAGACUUCUGAGCAGCCGUGUGUACGGUCUAGUAACCAGUUGCCUCCUUCAAGCAAGAAGCUUUUUGAAUUACUUUGUUAUGCAGAAAGUAUAGAUGAUCAGCUGAACAUUCUCUUAAGGGAAUUCCAGCUGACAGAGGAGAACACUAAGCUCCGAUAUCUUACUUGUUCUCUUGUUGAAGACAUAGCAGCUGCAUGUUUUCCAGACUGUACAGUCAGACCCUUUGGCUCCUCAGUGAACACGUUCGGGAAAUUAGGAUGUGAUUUGGACAUGUUUUUGGAUCUAGAUGAAAUUGGAAAACUCAGCACUCACAAGACCUUAGGAAAUUUUCUGAUGGAAUUUCAAGUGAAAAACGUUCCUUCGGAAAGAGUUGCCACUCAGAAGAUCCUGUCUGUGAUAGGAGAAUGCCUUGACCACCUUGGCCCUGGUUGUGUGGGUGUACAAAAAAUACUAAAUGCUCGGUGUCCACUUGUGAGGUUCUCACACCAGGCCUCUGGAUUUCAGUGUGAUUUGACUACUAACAAUAGGUUUGCCUUGAAAAGUUCUGAACUCCUUUAUAUAUACGGUACCCUGGACUUCAGAGUAAGAGCCUUGGCAUUUAGUAUACGAUGUUGGGCUCGAGCACAUUCAUUAACGAGUAGUAUUCCUGGUGCAUGGAUUACAAAUUUCGCCCUUACAACGAUGGUCAUCUUUUUUCUCCAGAGAAGAUCACCCCCUAUUCUUCCAACGCUAGAUUUCCUAAAAACCCUAGCAGAUGCAGAAGAUAAGUGUAUAAUAGAAGGGAACAAUUGUACAUUUACUCAUGACUUGAAUAGAAUUAAACCUUCAGGAAACACAGAAACACUAGAAUUACUACUGAGGGAAUUUUUUGAAUAUUUUGGCAAUUUCGCUUUCAAUAAAAAUUCCAUAAAUAUUCGGCAGGGAAGGGAACAAAACAAGCCUGAUUCUUCUCCUCUGCACAUUCAGAAUCCUUUUGAAACUUCUCUCAACAUAAGCAAAAAUGUAAGUCAAAGCCAGCUGCAAAAAUUUGUAGAUUUGGCCAGAGAAAGUGCCUGGAUUUUACAACAGGAAGAUGUUGAUCGACCUUCCCCAUCAAGUAAUCAGCCCUGGGGUCUGGCAGCCUUCCUGCUACCAUCUGUGGUAAACAAGACGUCUCUUGCCAAGAAGAAAGUCAAAAAGCCUGCGAGUGAGAGAAUUAAAAACUUGUUAGAAUCCAUAAAGAGUAACACAACAGAAAACUGCACGAGCACCAAUGGGAAAAGAACGAUUAGUACUCAGACAUGAUGGUGGCUAUGUUGCUUUAAGAACUGGUUUCAUCCUAUAAAAUGGUCCAUGAACUGCCUGGAAGAACUGGUGUGAAACUCUCACAGGUCUAACUUUUCAUCUGAUGUCAUCUGUUAUUGGCCCUUUUCAUCUGGUCUGAAACGCUAUUCUAAUUAGUAUGAAAGCCAGUGGCACUUUAUUAAAAUGGCAACCCACCAGGUGUGGUGAUACAUGCCUGUGUAGUCCCAGUUAUUCGGGAGGUUGAGUGGGGAGAAUCCCUUGAACCCAGGAGUUCGAAUCCAAUCUGGGCAAAAUAGCAAGAUCUCGUCUCUAAAAAAAAUAAAAGUUAUAAGUCAACCAUGAAGAACAGGUGAAAGAAGACUGUAAUGCGUUUUAACAAAAUAGAUAUAAAACAAAUGGUAAAAAUCAGUUUUAUAAUCAAACCAGUAUUGAUUGCCACAUCAAUUUCUGGUUGGAAAACAUUGAAAUGGACUUCUAGUUAUGUAUAUAUGUAGCAAUGAAUACAAUAAACUUAAAAUUUGGUAGUACUCCUUAA
Molecule: messenger RNA, 2301 nt
Organism: Carlito syrichta (Philippine tarsier)
Lineage: Eukaryota; Metazoa; Chordata; Mammalia; Primates; Tarsiidae
Gene: MTPAP
Product: mitochondrial poly(A) polymerase
Exons: 9
Coding region: 9-1766 (585 amino acids)
Cellular component (GO): mitochondrion
Molecular function (GO): poly(A) RNA polymerase activity
Source: RefSeq, a predicted model, not a curated record